Messenger RNA from Striga asiatica, 1474 nucleotides. Lineage: Eukaryota; Viridiplantae; Streptophyta; Magnoliopsida; Lamiales; Orobanchaceae. The record is from the annotation of a GenBank genome assembly.
AGAAAAACCAGCUCUUAUAUAUAACUUGAAAAGGCCGAAGAAGAAACAAAAUCCUGAAAUCCUCUCUCAUCUCGCUCACCCGCCACACCACAGCAGAGCGGGCACCACUCCCAAGAAGCUGAAGCUCCUAAAGAGUUCAGUAUUUGCUCAGCUGAAGAAUUUGAACAGGCGAAAAAAGCUUCCUUCUCUUCCUUCGGGUUUAAGACCUUAUCAAGCUACAGAACAAGGGUUUCUUCUCCAAUUCAAUGGUUCCAGCUUCAUCAUCAGUUAACUGAUGCUAAAUACCCUCAGUUUUUGUUAAGGUAAUCAAAUUUUUCUCAAAGGUAGUCAGACAGGAAAAUGGUUUUCGGUCAGGUGGUUAUAGGACCACCAGGCUCCGGCAAGACCACCUACUGCAAUGGCAUGUCUCAAUUUCUCCAGCUCGUUGGCCGGAAGGUUGCAGUGAUUAAUUUGGAUCCAGCAAAUGAUUCUUUGCCGUAUCCAUUUCAGUUUGUUCUAUAUGAUUGUGCUAUAAACAUCGAGGAUUUAAUCAAGCUUUCUGACGUCAUGGGCGAACAUUCCCUUGGUCCUAAUGGAGGUCUCAUUUAUUGUAUGGACUAUUUGGAGAAAAACAUCGAUUGGUUAGAAUCCAAACUGAAACCUCUACUCAAAGAUCACUACCUCCUCUUUGAUUUCCCUGGACAAGUGGAACUCUUUUUCCUUCAUGAAAAUGCAAAGGGAGUAAUUAUGAAACUCAUAAAGAAGUUAAAUCUCAGGUUGACUGCUGUGCAUUUAGUUGAUGCCCAUCUUUGUAGUGAUCCUGGGAAGUAUGUAAGUGCUUUGCUUCUUUCAUUGUCAACCAUGGUGCACUUGGAGCUCCCUCAUGUCAAUGUAUUGUCUAAGAUUGAUCUGAUUGAAAGCUAUGGCAAGCUAGUUGCAGCUGUACAGGAGAAAUACAUGAAGGAUGAUGACAUGUCCUUCGACAUUGAUCCGGAUGAUAAGUGAAGCUAGAAGUGAUAUAGUUCAUGAGAAUAUGAUUUGAAAAUUUGCCAUGUUAUGAUUACACUUCAUGUUUUUAAUCAAGAGGCAGGUAACAUUAAGUGCUCUACUUUUUGGUUGCAAUUGCAAAUUUCAGCUUCUUAAUCUGCUCUGCUUCCAUAAAUUGUCAACUAGGCUUUGAAGUGAUGAUAUAUGAACCUUAGCUGCUAAAUACGUCUCUUUAUAUAACAAAGUAGAAUAUUUUGACCGUUUCGCAUGCCAGUGACUGAUGUUAGCUUUUAAUAUUUUUUGACGAGCAGUCUGUUGUAUCGCACGCACGUCUUCUUAUACUAUCUUUAUUGACAUAAAAGGAGUGAUUUACUUUAUCCGAACUUUUAUAUUCUUCUAUCAUGGCAAUAUAAAGUUCUUGCUUGUGCAAAAAUUACAGGCUUUCUUUUUGGUUUAAUCAGAAAAUCAAUUUCAAUUAUGCUUAUUUUAUUUCCAUAUUUACUGUAUU